Messenger RNA from Ictalurus furcatus (blue catfish), 3440 nucleotides. RefSeq names its product citron Rho-interacting kinase-like. Gene Ontology annotation, molecular function: DNA-binding transcription factor activity, RNA polymerase II-specific; RNA polymerase II cis-regulatory region sequence-specific DNA binding. Lineage: Eukaryota; Metazoa; Chordata; Actinopteri; Siluriformes; Ictaluridae. The transcript is spliced from 12 exons. The record is from RefSeq and is a predicted model, not a curated record. Gene Ontology annotation, biological process: regulation of transcription by RNA polymerase II. Bases 1390 to 2712 code for a protein of 440 amino acids.
GUCCUGGAUUAAUCGGCAGGCGUUUGAAAUCUGUGCUGUCGGUAGAUGAUUUUCCGUACAGUGGAAUAUGCAUUUCAAAUAAUUUGCAGAUCUUUUUAAAUCACUUGCCAGACUCAUAGGCAUCCACAACCUUUAUUCUGAAGGCCUUACAGAACUCUUUAGAUCUUGGCAUGAUGACCCCACACACCUCAAUAACAAAGGGAACACCAGACACUAGAUAUGAGAGGGGUAUAAAUAAGACCGGUUCCACCUGCACUCCCUCAGCAGGUUCUAAUCACUGGAACCUGAUCUUCAACACCUGAGUAUAAUUUUAUGGAUUUGAAGGUGUGAUAAAUACAGUGGUGUACUUAAUUUUUCCAUGUAACUGAUCAGGGUUUUUUUUUUUUUUUUUUUUUCGUUUAAAUUGUGAAAAUUCUACAAAAUGUAAAUGUUAUGUGUCAUGUGAUAGAGUAUCAGCUUUAUUAAUAUCACUGUUUCACAGAGGAUCACAUGUUUGCUUGUCCAAAUAUGAUUUUAAAAAAACUAUUUCCAUGGGGUGUACUUAUUUUUUCACAUGACUAUAGAUAGAUAGAUAGAUAGAUAGAUAGAUCACUCUAUUCAUCCCAGAGGGAAAUCCACAUAUUACAGCAACACAGAGAGUUAGAAGUACACUAAAGUAAUUUAACAUGAUAAAUGAAACAAAUAAGAAUAAAUAUACGUGUGUAUCGACACGCUCGCUUCUUCGGUCAUUAUCUUCCAGGACUGAGCCGUUAUAAAAGUGAGGGUUAUACGAGAUUUAAACUAAUUAUUAUAAACGACACAGUCCGUCUAUCCUAACAGUACUAUAAUUGAUUAAACUGGUUUGUGUGCUCGAAACGACUUUUAAAACUUAAAAUUCGAACUUUAUAAUCGCGCUGUCUUAAUUACAAAUCUCUCACAGUCAAGUUCAACGCUGACUGACGAGAAACCGGAAAUGACGCAAUACGUCUGCUACCAAUCAGCAAAGAGCGCUAGAACACAAAGUACUCCCAACACCAAGAAUUAGACUAUCAAACUAUUAAAUAACCGUGAGGCGGGGUGGGGGUCGUGUGUCCCUCCAACUGUACACUUGGUUACGCCCAUACUCAACGCAAGUUCGUUGAUAUAUUUUAGCAUAUAUUUCGUUGAUUAUAUAUAUUAUUGUGUCUUUCUGUCUGUCAUGUUUGUGUACACACUGGAAGCUUCACUAAUCAAGUCCCUGUGUGGGAGCACUUGGUAAUGACGCUGAUUCUGAUUCUAAAACCUGGGUGAUGAUGGAACUUGAGAAUAUUCUGGAAUGACGCCACAGAAUGUGAAGAACAGAAAGCUGAGUUUCAAUGUUGAACUUGAACUUUCUAACUAACAGGCGGUUUAAUCGAGGUCAGUGCUACAAUGCGGAAUUUAAUGAGUUUAGCUCGCUCUCUGGCGGCAGAUCUUCCAGUGCGCCCCCUGUUGUAUGCGGCUGGAGCUGCAGUCAUGGCUGCAGGGGUUUAUUGUUAUUUUAAGAAGCGUGAAAAUGGAAAGAGAAGAAUAGAGGAGCCCGUGGACACACCUCUCACCGAGGACCCAGUGCAGAUGGUGUGUGCAGAGUCUGCUUUGGUGGAGUCAGACUUGAUAUCUGAUUUGGAUGGAGUCAGAGUCACACAGACUGACAGCACUGUCCCUGAGGAUUCUCUGAGGGAGGCUGAGGAGAAGAAUCAGAAGGACGAGGUGCCCAGUGCUCCGGUGGACAGCGAGAGGUCCAAACUGGAGGACAGAGUUAGGGAGUUGGAGGAACUGUGUGAGAUACACAGAGAGUGUGAUAUAAAAAACAAGAACUUGCAGGUCUGUCUGGCUGAAGCUGAGAGGAAAUACGAGAAGGUGAUGGAGUCCAAUGCUCAGCUGGAGAAUGACAACUCCACACUGAUCUCUGACAUGGACUUACUGCGAGGCUCAGUGCAGCAACAAAAGAAAGAGCUCCAUGAGACAUACAGGAAGUAUAAUAUGAUAAUGAUGGAGUAUGAGCAGGAGCGAGAGGCUCACAAUUUCCUGAAGUCUCAGUACGAUCAGAUGAAGGAAACUUUAACACACAAUGAGGAGUCAUUAAAGAACUUGCAGGUCUCUCUGGCUGAAGCUGAGAGUAAGUACAAGCAGGUGCUGGAGUCCAAUGCUCAGCUAGAGAAAGAGAACUUCUACUUGACAUCUGACUCAGACAUACUGCAAGACUCAAUGCAGGAUUAUGCGGAAGAGCUCCAUGAGGCACACGAGAAGUGUCACAUGAUAACAAUGGAGUGUGAACAGGAGCGAGAGGCUCAUGGUAUCCUGAAGUCCGAGUAUGAAGAGAUGAGGGAAAAUUUAACACACGACGAGGAGUCGCUAAAUGACAUGCAGGUCUCUCUGGAUCUAGCUAAGAGGCAGCGUGAGCAGGUGAUGAACUGCAAUGCUGAGCUACAGAAAGAGAACUCCGACCUGAUAUCUGACUCGGAAGUACUGCAAGACAGCAUGCACCAGUUGGAGGGAAAGCUCUGUACGAUCCAGCGCAGGCUUGCUAAGAUAACACAGGAUCGUCAGCAAGCAGUGGAGGCUUACAGCAUCCUGCAGUCACAGUACAAGGAGACAUUAAACCAGCGUGACCAGUUACUGAAGGAGUGUGAACGUGAGCGGGAGGCUCGCAGUAUGCUGAUGUCACAGUACAUUCAGAUGAAGGAAAAUUUACGCUCAACAAGGAGUUGCUAAAGGAGAGGGAGAAAGAGCAGGAGGCUCACAGUUUCCUGAAGAUGCAGUUUCAAGAGAUGAGGGAAAAUUUAGAACAGUGCACUAAACAACCGUGAAUCUGCGGAGUCUGUAGAGGCUGGGCGGCUGUGGCUCAGGUGGUAGAGUGGGUGGUCCACUAAUCGUAGGAUUGGCGGUUCGAUUCCCGGCCCACAUGACUCCACAUGCCGAAGUGUCCUUGGGCAAACACUGAACCCCAAGUUGCUCCUGAUGGCAAGUUAGCACCGUGCAUGGUAGCUCUGCUACCACUGGUGUGUUAGUGUGUGUGUGUGUGUGUGAAUGGGUGAAUGAGAACCAAUGUAAAGCGCUUUGGAUAAAAGUGCUAUAUAAGUGUGCCAUUUACCAUCCAUGAACCCCAAAUACCUGCCAGGGGUGGUGUUUACUUACUUGUACCCAAUGGUUUCUGUAAACUACAUUUUCAUUUAUGGCAUUUGGCAGACGCCCUUAACCUUACAUUAAGGUCUCAUUUAUACCUCUGAACAGUUGAGUGUUAAGGGCCUUGAUCUAGGACCCAACAGUGGCAGCUUGAUGUUGCUGGGGUUUGAACUCAUGAUGUUUGUCUGACUCAGCCUAAUGUCUUAUCUUCUGGGUUCUACCAAGCAUACCCUCUUAUACCCCUGAGCAUCUUUUAUAAUGUAUAGUGACCACUAAAUGUUAUUUCUAAUGUGUGUGUGUGUGUGUGUGUGUGUGUG